Peromyscus eremicus (cactus mouse) is the source of this 2898-nucleotide messenger RNA. RefSeq names its product calpain 10 (gene Capn10). Gene Ontology annotation, cellular component: cytoplasm. The record is from RefSeq and is a predicted model, not a curated record. The coding region runs from base 494 to 2497 and encodes 667 amino acids. Gene Ontology annotation, molecular function: calcium-dependent cysteine-type endopeptidase activity. Gene Ontology annotation, biological process: proteolysis. The transcript is spliced from 12 exons. Lineage: Eukaryota; Metazoa; Chordata; Mammalia; Rodentia; Cricetidae.
AACGCAUGCUGGGAAGCAGGCGGCUACCGAGAUCAGCGAAGUAUGCUGGGAACGGCGCUGCAUGCUGGGAUAGGUAGUUGGCCGAGCGACCUAAACCAGAGCUUCCUGUGGUCCCCUAGACGUCGAGCUCACGCGACUAAGCUGUGCCGUCCUGAGAAUAAAGCAUACCGAUUUAUCAGGUUAGCGCCGGCGGGGAAGAAACAGAGGCGACGACCUCUCGCGAGAGCAGAACCUGAGCGUCCAGCACCCCCCCCCCCCCGACCCGGAGCCGAAGCGCGUGCGCGAUUAGGCAGCUGUGUCACAUGACCUGGGAACAGCGCCUGGUUGGCUGCUGACGGGUUACCGGGACAACGGAGCUUGCGGCGCCGGGCGGGUCAGCACCAGUAGGUCUCGCGGGCUGAGCUGACCAGGUUUGCAGCGACGACGGUCACGCACUCGCUCCCGGGCGGCGACCGAGUCCACAAGCAGCAGAUGGGAGCCCAGGGCGCCGAAGAUGCAGGCGGUCCGGGCCGAGACGGCGGCGCGGGAGCUCUUCCGGGACGCCGCAUUCCCCGCCUCGGACUCCUCGCUCUUUUUCAACUUGUCCACGCCUCUGGCCCAGUUUCGGGAGGACAUCACUUGGAGACGGCCCCAGGAAAUUUGUGCCACACCUCAGCUGUUUGCAGAUAACCCAUGGGAAGGACAGGUGAAGCAAGGGCUGCUGGGGGAUUGCUGGUUCCUGUGUGCCUGCGCUGCCCUGCAGAAGAGUCAACACCUCCUGGACCAGGUCUUCCCUCCAGGACAGCCAAGCUGGUCUGACCAGAAGUACCAAGGUUUCUUCACCUGUCGAAUUUGGCAGUUUGGACACUGGGAGGAGGUGACCAUAGAUGACCGCCUGCCUUGCCUUGCUGGGAGACUCUGCUUCUCCCGGUGCCAGAGAGAGGAUGUGUUCUGGCUUCCCUUACUGGAAAAGGCCUAUGCUAAGGUCCAUGGAUCCUAUGAGCACCUGUGGGCAGGGCAGGUGGCAGAUGCCUUGGUGGAUCUCACUGGAAGCCUGGCAGAAAGGUGGAGCCUGAAAGACAUAGUGGGAGCCAGUGGCCAGCAGGACAGACCCAGUGGCGGGGAGCAAAGGACUUGUCGGCAGCUGCUCCGCCUGAAGGACCAGUGUGUGAUCAGCUGCUCUGUGCUCAGCCCCAGAGCAGGUGCCCGGGAGCUCGGGGAGUUCCAUGCCUUCAUCAUCUCAGAUCUUCGGGAGCUGUGGAGUCAGACUGGCCGGGGCAUCCUCCUGCUGCGGAUUCACAACCCUUGGGGCCGACGUUGUUGGCAGGGCCUCUGGAGAGAGGGGGGUGAAGGGUGGAACCAGGUAGAGCCAGCUGAGGAGUCUGAGCUGCUGGCACUACUCCAGGAAGGCGAGUUCUGGGUGGAGGAAGAGGAGUUCCUCAGGGAAUUUGACGAGGUCACCAUUGGCUACCCAGUCACAGCAGCUGGCCACCUACAGAGUCUCUACACAGAGAAGGUGCUGUGUCACACACGGGCACUGCCUGGCGCCUGGGUCAUAGGGCAGUCAGCUGGAGGCUGCCGGAACAACAGUUGCUUUCCCUGCAACCCCAAGUUCUGGUUACGGCUCUUGGAACCCAGUGAGGUGUGUGUGGCUGUCCUUCAGAGACCCCGGAGGUGCUUAGUGGGCCAGACCCGGGCACUGGUGGGUGCCAGUCCUGCAACGGUGAAUCUCCCAGGCAAGGACUACCAGGCUGUGGGCCUGCACAUCUGGAAGGUAGAGAAGCGGAAGGUCAGCCUGCCCAGAGUCCUGUCUUCACCACCUGUGGCUGGUACUGCAUGCCAUGCCUAUGACCGUGAGGUCCACUUGCGCUGUGACCUCUCCCCGGGCUACUACCUGGCCGUCCCUAGCACCUUCUUGAAGGAUGUGCCAGGGCAGUUCUUACUCCGGGUCUUCUCCACAGGGAAGAUCUCCCUCAGCGCCGUCAGGCCAGCCACCAAGGGUACAAAGUCACCUGGAACAGCCCUGCCUGCAGGCGAGUGGGAGACCGUGCAGCUGCGGGGCUGCUGGAAGGCUGGCCAGACAGCCGGGGGCAGCAGGAACUUUGCCUCUUACCCCUGCAACCCCUGCCUCCCCUUCUCUGUUCCUGAGGGUGCUGGUCCCCGCUACAUCCGCAUCACCCUGCACCAACACUGCCGACUGGGUGACAGCCAGCUCCACCCCAUUGGUUUCCAUAUCUUUCAGGUUCCUGCAGAUGGUGAGAACCAGAAUGCAUGUUCUCUGCUGCUCCAGGAGCCACUGCUAAGCUGCGUACCACAUCGCUAUGCUCAGGAAGUGAGCCGCCUCUGCCUCCUGUCAGUGGGGACCUACAGGGUUGUGCCCUCCACCUACCUGCCAGAUACAGAGGGUACUUUCACGGUGACCAUAGCAACCAGAAUAGACAGGCAGUCCAUUCACAGCCAGGAGAUGCUGGGCCAGCUACUCCAAGAGGUCUCCUUCAUGGCCGUGAUGAAAGCCUGACUGAGCAGCUGUGGAGCUUUCUGUGGCCAGGAGCAGCCACGCUCCCUGCGCUCAGCAUCUGGGCACAUCUCCAGCCGGUCGUGAGCCUGGGCUUCUCAGCAGCUCUGAGGGCUGGCUGUGGAUCCUCAGGUGAAAGUAGGGUGCUUUGUCCUGGACAUCUUGGGGUCCAAUGGGUGCUGCAGGGUAGGGCUAGACUCCCAGAUGACAUCUUCAUUCCUCAGUGAAGACCAGGAGACCUGGAAGCCAGGCCUAUUGUGGAAGGCUCUGCAGAAUCCUCAUACCCUUCUUGACUUUGGGAGCCUUACACCAGGCAGGCAGAUUGUGACAAAUGUUGAAAACUAUUUAUUACUUGAAAUAUUUUUAGGAUAUGACUUUGUAAAUAAAUCUGAGUAAUUUAUGAA